GGAGAGCAGGCUCUGCUGGGAGUGAGAAUGCUCAGGAUGUCCAUCUGCCUGCCAAAACUGACCAGGGUGGUGCUGAGCCACAGGCUCAGGGCUCUGAUUAUCCUCGCCUUUAAGUUCACAUCCUUUGCUUCCAUCAUGUUGUACUGGAGAAUCACAGAGGACCCUAAGGGCAGGGGCCAGGUCUGCAGUUUACCAGUUGAAAUCCACUGUGCUCACUUUGUGCCUUCUCCUCCGCACGCCAUUGCUGACGUGCCACCUCCUUCCCCAGGGGAUGUGUUUUUUGUGGAGACCUCAGAGCAAACUAGUCCAAGUUACCUGUUCACAUGCUCUGUGGAGUCAGCGGCCAGGACGCACCCUGAGACAAGGGUCGUGGUGCUCAUGAAAGGUUUGGCAAACAGUAACGCCUCCUUACCCAACCACUGGGGCUUUUCGUUGCUGAGCUGCUUCCCCAACGUGGAAAUCCGGCCCCUGGACUUGCCAGAGCUUUUCUCUGGAACACCUCUGGCAAAGUGGUACUUGCAGGCUCAGCAGCGCUGGGAGCCUUAUUUCUUACCCGUUCUGUCUGAUGCCUGCAGAAUUGCCAUCAUGUGGAAAUUUGGUGGCAUCUACCUGGACACAGAUUUCAUUGUGCUUAAGAAUUUAAAGAACCUCACCAAUGUGCUUGGUACCCAGUCCAAGUAUGUACUGAACGGAGCCUUCCUGUCCUUUAAGCCCAAACACAAGUUCAUGGAGCUUUGCAUGAAGGACUUUGUGGAGAACUACAACAGCUGGAUCUGGGGGCACCAGGGCCCACAGCUCCUAACACGUGUCUUCAAGAAGUGGUGCUCCAUGAGGAGUCUUCGGAGCAGGACGAGCUGCAAAGGAGUGAGUGCUCUGCCCCGUGAGGCUUUUUAUCCCAUUCGGUGGCAGGACUGGAAGAAAUACUUCGAAGUGGUCAGCUCCUCAGAGCUUCACCACCUCUUUAAUAACACCUAUGCAGUGCAUGUGUGGAACAAGAAGAGCCAAGGGACAAGGCUAGAGAUCACAUCCCAGACAUUGCUGGCUCAGCUGCAUUCUCAUUUCUGUCCUGCCACGUACGAUAUCAUGAAGAAGGACUUCCAACGGUAG
Antrostomus carolinensis (chuck-will's-widow) is the source of this 1107-nucleotide messenger RNA. RefSeq names its product lactosylceramide 4-alpha-galactosyltransferase. Gene Ontology annotation, biological process: glycosphingolipid biosynthetic process. Bases 28 to 1107 code for a protein of 359 amino acids. Gene Ontology annotation, molecular function: galactosyltransferase activity. The record is from RefSeq and is a predicted model, not a curated record. NCBI's taxonomy places the organism in Eukaryota, Metazoa, Chordata, Aves, Caprimulgiformes, Caprimulgidae. The transcript has a single exon.